Trichomycterus rosablanca is the source of this 4061-nucleotide messenger RNA. Its product is annotated as interleukin-1 receptor-like 2. The transcript has 10 exons. Gene Ontology annotation, molecular function: interleukin-1, type II, blocking receptor activity. Gene Ontology annotation, biological process: signal transduction. NCBI's taxonomy places the organism in Eukaryota, Metazoa, Chordata, Actinopteri, Siluriformes, Trichomycteridae. The record is from RefSeq and is a predicted model, not a curated record. Bases 28 to 1842 code for a protein of 604 amino acids.
CUAUAACAUUAGAAUUAAAUCAUUAGAAUGUGUGUCUAUGUGUCAUUUACAGCAUUACUCUCUUCUUUUUCAGACAUGGCUGUGAGAGUUCUUACUCUUUUGACUUUGAUAUUCGGAUUGACUCUCGGAUUUAGCGUGGCAUCAGAUAAUGACCCUGCAAGUCUGGACUUCUGUAAGGACUAUGGAGAAGCAUUUGAGCAUGUGUUCACAGUCCCCCACGAGGCUGCGUUACUAAACUGCGAGUUAGUAAAUGAGCAUGUCUUUGAUACUUUAAACACCCCUUAUAACGUGACAUGGUACAAGCAAAGGACAGGCCUGAAGGUUACUGAAGAGAAACAGCGAACCAUAAUCAAGGAUAAAUCAUUGUGGUUCCUCAACGUUACUACAGAACACCAGGGUGGCUACCUGUGUGUUGUCAGAACUCCAGAUAAAUGUUACAAACAGGAGACAAUUGUUCAGGUUGACGAGGUGGAGUUCGGGACAUGUGGUCGACCUCAGAAAGGACUGCAACGGCUGCAAUUGCCUGUGAAUGACCUGCUGAGGUGCCCUUUAAGUGACUUUACAAAAGGAGUGGACAGUUAUUCCAUCCGCUGGUACAAGGACUGUGAGCCUCUUCGUGAAGGUCAAAGGUUUACCUUCAGGAGGAAGGGACUUGAGCUCCAUGUGUAUGACGUUUCUCACCAUGAUGCUGGACUGUAUACCUGCAGGAUGACCUUUUUCAUUGCUGGUGUCGUCAGUGAAGUUGCAGAGACCAUAGAGUGUGAAAUCGUUGAGACAAGAUCAAAAAGACCUCAGAUGAUCGAGCCUUCUAAUAAGAUCAUUAAAGUAGCUGUUGGUUCUCGGUUUAAUAAGACAUGCCGUGUUUUUGUACCUGGCCUGGAUGUUCAUAUGGUGGCGGUGAUCUGGACUCUUGAUAACAGUUCUGUCUCGCUAAACACCUCAGACCGCAUCCAUCAGGAAUCUCUAAUUGAGCGCUGGGUGGAGACUGGUGUUUGGUUGGAGCGCACAUUGUUGGUGUUUCCGGUGCUGGAGGAUGACUUAAACCUGAACUUUAUCUGCAGGGCCUUCAGUUAUCGUGGAAAUCCCUCUAGGUACUUUACACUCCAACUUGCAGAUCCUGAUCUGCUGUUGCCAAUUGGACUUCUGCUGACUUUGAUGGCCCUGCUGUUCAUCAUGGGAGUGCUUCUGUACAGAGCAUUUAAAGUUGAGCUUGUGCUGCUGUUCCGGACUCUGUUUCCCUUCUUUUAUGCAAGCACAGACGGUGAUGGAAAGCUGUACGAUGCUUAUGUUGUAUACCCCCAGUUUGAAGAGGACACCUCUAGUCAAAUGGUCGAGGUUUUUGCUAUGAAGACUUUGCCACAGGUUCUGGAGGGACGCUAUGGAUACCGGCUCUUCAUUUUAGGCCGGGAUAGUCUACCAGGACAAGCCAUUGCAGACGUGGUCAACGAGACAAUGAGCCUCUGUCGUCGGCUGCUGCUGCUCUACACUGAUGCAUCGUUAUGUAGAGCAGACGGUUCUGCAUGGCUCGAGCAGCAGGCAGGCCUCAACCUAGCUCUAAUAGACGACUCGCUCCCCGUGGUGCUGCUGGAGAUGAAGGAGCUCAGCGAUCCCUCCGUCCUUCCUGAAUCGCUGCGCCUUCUCCGAGAAAGACAAGGAGCUGUGCAGGCCUGGAGGAGGAGGAGAAAGUGGAGGUGCCAAGGAUCAGAGCAGGAUAAAGAAGCUCAGGAAUCACUCUCUUGGCUUACUUUGCCAUCUCGUUUUUGGAGGGAAGUGCACUACAACAUGCCUGUAAGGGGCAAAGCCAGAAGUCACUCUAGAAAGAAUGUUCUUUUGAACUUGUGAAUUUGUACUUGAGAUUCAAAAGGAGCUCAUACCUGAGUGAGGUUCAGGCGUGCGAGAGGUCCCAGAAUCGCAAUGCACUGAAGAUAGGCACUCCAAGAUAGCAGACAGUACUAUUAUCUGUAUUUCUCAGGUAAAAUAUUGUAAAGGACCAUGCUGAAUUAUAGCACUGGUAGCCUGUCGCAUACUAGGUUUAGUGGUUUUACUUCAUGGGAGAAAAAGAAAAUGUGAAUAAAAUGUGCCAGCUAAAAUACACAGUCAUGGGCAAACUAGAACACUCACUACCUCAUUAUUUAUAUAACAUAUUUUUAUAUCAACUUUCCCAUCAGCCAAGCAGCAAAACUUUGCCAGCGAGACCCCCCCCACACACACACAUCAAUCUCAGUAUUUCUAUUUAGAUUUUUAUUACACAUAUUUUCAAUUCCACAGCAGCCCACAAACUUUUUUAGUCAGUCCUAAUGCCCAUGUGUUGUCACAAGUAUGCGGACUCCUCUAAUUAUUGAAUUUAGGUGUUUCAGACACACUCAUUGCUAACAGGUGGAUAAAAAUCAAUGAAGCUUUUAAUUUUGUGAUGGCACUUUGGGGAAGGCCUUUUACUGGGAACCCCACAUGACUCGGCCCAUGUGCACAAUAUAAGGUUUGGAGUGUGGAGAAACUCCAGUGACCUGCUUAGUGAUCCCUGACCUGAACCUCACUAGGAUGAAUUUGAAAAUUGGCUGAGGACAGGUCUGCCAUCACAAAAUGCGCUUCCUAGAUGAGCUGAGGCUGUUCAGGAAGGAACAGAGGUUACUUCAUGUUAAUCCAUGAUUUUGGAAAGGAAUGUCCAACAAGCUCAUGGUCAGAUGUCCACAUAUUUUGGACAUAUGGUUUAUAUAUGUAGAUAGAAAUGGGUACCGUGCCGCUAACACGCUAGCACACCAGAGCUGACAUUUUGAACUGAGCUCUGCCAUGCGGCUGGGCUGGGAGGCUACAUGAACAACAAUUGGCUGUUGUUCAUACAGGGUGGGGAGCUGAAUAGGGGCCUCAUAACUGAUGCAAUUAUGACCCCUGCUGGUGGGCUAUGGCACCUGCACAGAGUAGAGGAAUAAUGCAUGGAUGAGGGUGUGUGUCUCCAUACACAAAGCUGAUCUGCAUAUGAACUCGCCUCGUGCAGGUGAAAAGACACAUGUCUCACUCUCAUCAAUCAGAAGUGAUCGGCAUCGGCAGAGAGGAAGCGUAAUGCAAUCAGGUAAUUGGAUACGACUAGAUUGGGAGGAAGAUUUGGAAAAGAAAAAAAAAAGGGGUAUUGUAAGUACUGUAGUCUGAAAUGAAGACUAAGUUUGGUACAUAUCUUAUUUUCAGGUAAAUAUUCUGUUUAUUUUAUAUGUUGUAAAAGCAUUUUUACUUUGUUUAUAUUCAUUCUUCUUAAAUGUCUGUCUUUAAAUAUAAAAUGAUUAUUUUUAAAAAUCUAAAUGUUUUUGUGUGUGAAUCUAAGCACUGGUGCUUGGGUGAUGCAGUGAUCUAUUACUCAAGCCAGCCACUGCUGCAGGUACUGUCAGUCGGCUGGGCACCCACACAGACAUGACUGGCUAUGUCUGAGAGGGAAGAUGGCUGAAGCUCACAAUAUAUUGGCACCUUGUCUGCAACUAAUUUCUGCCUUGAUUCCAGUGUUUCAGGGGAAACUGGACCCACUACAAUCCUGACCAAGCCAUAGAAAAAAGUACUGUUUACAACUACAUUUGUUUGCUUCUUGCCAUCUUGUUCUGGCUCAAGCUUCCCUUAAAGCCACUUCUGAAAAAACAGCUUUGAAAUAUGAAAAAGAGCACGUUUAUACCAUUUAUUAAUGUAAUUUUUUUACAGAUUAUGCUGGAAAAUACCGUUUUCUGUGGUCCACUUUCAUUUGAAAACAGAAAAAAAUGAAACGACACUUUAAUAUUGAAAUGACUCAUAAGUGUUCACUUCAGAUCUUGAUAAAAUACAUGUGUACCAAAAAUUGCUUCUCUAAGAGUCUUUAGUUGAGUAUGUAAAUAUUGGGGUUAUAUUGUUCUGUGUAUAUGAUUCAGCUGUAAAGAGAAUAACUGUACCAAAGGCCAAAGACUUAUACAAUCAAGGCUAUGAUGAUUAUUUCUGUAAUGUUAAGAGAUACCUGAAACUGGAGAAACUGUAGAAACAUACGAAUUAGGACAGAAUGAUGUUGUCCCUGUCACAAGAACUGGUACACCAAUAAAAGAAAACAGUAAAAA